Molecule: messenger RNA, 867 nt
Organism: Fomitiporia mediterranea MF3/22
Lineage: Eukaryota; Fungi; Basidiomycota; Agaricomycetes; Hymenochaetales; Hymenochaetaceae
Exons: 3
Coding region: 1-708 (235 amino acids)
Source: RefSeq, a predicted model, not a curated record
AUGUGUUCCCAAUAUGCCACUGACGGUCAGAAGGCGGAGGCAAAGGUAGACACGCAAGCGUGUUCGAGGACGAGGAGAGCAAAGCUUUCACUAGGCUGCGAACCGAGGGAAGACGCGUUAAAGAGGAUAAGAAUAAUGUGGCGAGCCGCCAAGAAUUUGAAGAAAGAAGAGGCGGAAGAGCAAGUGGCAGACGGGUGCGGUAGUCAAGAAUGGAUAAUGCGUAUUCUGAGAUGCGUGCCUCAAGCCGCGGCCGAUCGCGAGUCCUUCCUGCUGCAAUCAAGCGAAAGGCAGAAAGAAAGAAAGCUAGCCAGACAGAGCACCUCAAGCGCGUCCCUACGCGCGGUUAUUUCAAACGACCAGACGCUCGCUCACGCCACGGAUGACGGAAUGGAUGCUUGGUCGGAGGUAUCCGAGGACAGCGUUUGGACGAGCGUGGCGGUGGCGAGCCUGGUGAUGCAACACGCGCAGGGAAGAGCAGGGUCGGCGAAGACGAAUGUGACGACUGAGGUCGCACAGGGAAGAGAGCAAGCAAGACGAAACGAGGGAGAUCUGAAGGUGAGUGAGGAACGUGCCAGCCUCUGGUCUGCUGCAGCUUCCAGCUCUCCGUUCAACCGGCGCCGCGCCGACCGCGUUCGAUUUCCUCUUCCCUCGGCUGACGGCCCAUAUCCCGGUCAAAUCCAAUCGCAGUUCGCUCCGCACCCCGCUUAGGCACGGCUAUCAUCCGGCAUGACAUAAAUUGAUUUUAUCAAUAUAAUUAGUAGGAAAACGUGCAGUGAUAUCUGGGAAAUAUGGCGUCACAGCUGGCGUCAUGGAACCCAGUUCCUUCAAUCAACAUUCAACAUAAUCUGCCAUGUCCAAAAUAAAUUC